AUUUCACCCUGGUCUCGCUCUUUAUUAUAAAACCCUUUUUUCAUUCCCAACUAAUUAUGGGGGUCAUGGCUCUGUCUUGUCGGCGGUUGUCAACCAUUCCCUUUCUUCGAUCUCCCCCUAAACCCAUAUUCACAAUACGUCAUACUCUUUCUCGCUCAUCCUACAGAUCCCCCUUCACCACUUAUUCAAACCCCUUUCCUAACCAACCCAUACGCUGGCCACGGCCCAACCGCAACUAUACUCUCUGGAUUGGCUCGGCUUCGCUGGCCUUCGCACUACAUCUGGGUCUAUCUCCCCCAUUGACACUCGAAACUGGGGCGACUGGUUCAGAGAAAACCGCCGAGCAGUUGAUGCUUGAGGAAUCUGAACGGGAGCGCCUAGAGCCGUGCAGAGCUUUAUCAGGCCAGCCAUUAAUCCUUCGCAUCCUCAAGAGGGCUCAGCUUCUUGCCAUCAAAUGUGUUAUCGAACCGAUUGCUACGGGGCUUCGGUUUGUGCAUUUGGUGGUGAUUUUCCUUCCUGUUAUCCUCUCGAUACCACUGGCUUGUAUCGGCCCGCGGCAGCCAGACCGGUGUAGUGAACGCAUUGGCACUAUCUGGUGGUAUUCCUUUUUGAUCAAAUCCAUGGAGCGAGCUGGACCUACCUUUAUUAAGUUGGGGCAAUGGGCAGCGUCUAGAACCGACAUUUUUCCUGCCGAGAUGUGCGAGAUGAUGUCAAAGUUACAUUCUGAUGCCCGCGCCCACUCCCUUCGAGACACAAAAAGGACGAUAUCUCAGGCUUUUGGUGGCAGGCAUUUUGAUGAAAUAUUUGAGGAGUUCGAUCAGAAGCCGUUAGGAAUCGGGGCCGUUGCACAAGUCUAUCGGGCUAAAUUAAGCCCGCAUCUGCUACCAAGGUUACACGAACUUGGCGAAACGGAUUUUAAAAAAAACCUCCGGCGGAAGGUUGAUGUCCUCGUAAAAAAAGCUCCCUAUCAGGGUGUCCCCUCCUCGUACGUAGCAGUCAAGGUGCUCCAUCCCAAGGUAGACCGUACUGUCCACCGGGAUCUCAGAAUUAUAUACUUUUUUGCAUCGCUACUCAAUUUGGUCCCAACUCUUGAAUGGUUAUCUCUCCCAGAUGAAGUGGACAAAUUUAGUGAAAUGAUGAGAUUACAGCUGGAUUUGCGUAUUGAGGCGAAUAACCUUAGCAGGUUUCGAUCAAACUUUGGAGAUAGGACCACAGUCACAUUUCCUCUGCCCUACAGCAACUAUACCACACGAGAGGUCUUAAUAGAAGAGUUUGCACAUGGAGUCCCUCUCAGUUUCUUUUUGGAAUCUGGGGCUGGACCAUUUCGGAAAGAAAUGGCAGACAUGGGCUUGGAUGCUUUCCUGCAUAUGUUGAUCAUGGACAACUUUAUCCACGCAGAUCUGCAUCCUGGAAACAUAAUGGUCCGAUUCUACAAGCUCGAGCCACUCCCUUCCUUGUCACAGUUCCCAUUAGUCGUUCCGGGCCGCAAGGCUAGUGCCAGAGGUGCCGAUAAUCACAAGGAAGUGACAGAAGAAGUCAUUUCAAGACUCAUACCUCAUCGUGGGAACCCGCAGGAAUGGCAAAAAGAAUUAAAUCUACUGGACAAUGAAGGCUACAGGCCACAGCUUAUCUUCAUCGACACAGGGCUUGUGACAGAGUUGAACUCCGUGAACCGUCGUAAUUUUCUGGACCUUUUCCGCGCCAUCGCUGAAUUCGACGGAUAUCGCGUAGGGCAUCUUAUGAUUGAACGUUGCCGUUCACCCUCAGCAGUCAUCGACAAUGAAAUAUUCACCCUCAAGAUGCAACACCUUAUCCUUGCGGUGAAGAGCCGAACACUCGCGUUAGGAAACAUCAAAAUUGGUGACCUCUUAACCCAGGUUUUGCAGAUGGUUAGAGUUCAUCACGUCCGAAUGGAAGGAGAUUUUAUCAAUGUUGUACUAUCGAUCCUGCUCCUCGAGGGCAUUGGUCGCAGCCUGGAUCCAAAUCUAGAUCUUCUUAAAAGGUACACCGUUUUAGGCAGAUAUUUCGAGCUCUUGGCUGAUAUAUGCAGUUCUUUACCCAUGCUGAGAUCGAUCGGGGCUGGCAGCGGAGCCCAGAUGCUCGGUAAGCGCGGAAAGAGCGACUUGGGAUUGUUGAAAGUUUGGAUUGCCCUUGAGGCAAGACAGUUUAUCAAUAGUUCUGUGGAGGAUGUGGAAAAUUUGGUCAAGUAUGAUCUUUUGAGUCCUAAUCUAUAAAGCAGGCCACUGCCGAAGCACGCUGUCCGGCUUGGGUUUCGUGAUAAGCCCCGUGGCUCUUGUUUCGGCGUUUUGUUUCUCUGUUUAUUAUAUAAACGGUGCUCUUUUUUUAUAUCUACUAGGUCUCUCCUCAGGGUGGUUUUUAGAAGGAUGCAAUGUUUUGGGGAUUAUUGGGGCUUCGGCGGUAGAGAAUCGGCGCUUUAGACCAGUGUGUUUAAACUUCUCUAGGUUGACAAUAGACCUGCGUACCCAUAUUAAACCUUGGAACUAGUCCUUUGGCAGAUCUGGGUAUCAUGGGUUUCCACAACGGUGGAAUAUGCUCAUCGUGAACUCUCUAGCGAAAGGUAGAAAAUUCUCUAGCGCCAAAGCAGAAUUAGCCGAUGAAAAUACUUAAUAUCAUGAAAGA
This is a messenger RNA of Tuber melanosporum (Perigord truffle), 2640 nucleotides long. RefSeq lists its product as uncharacterized. The record is from RefSeq and is a predicted model, not a curated record. Gene Ontology annotation, cellular component: mitochondrion. Bases 57 to 2234 code for a protein of 725 amino acids. NCBI's taxonomy places the organism in Eukaryota, Fungi, Ascomycota, Pezizomycetes, Pezizales, Tuberaceae. The transcript is spliced from 3 exons.